UUCAUUUUAGAUUCAGUUUGUCUGCAAAUCUUUUUAUUAACACAAAUUUUGCAAUGCUAAACCGUGUCUCAACGAGGACGUUUUCUCUCUCUGUAAAAUGGUUACAAACACCACAUUCUCGUGUAGCUGCUGAGCCAUUCAUGAAUGGAAGUUCUGGAAUAUAUAUUGAGCAAAUGUAUGAAAGUUGGUUGCAUGAUAAGAGUUCUGUUCAUAAAAGUUGGGAUGCUUACUUCAGUUCCAAGAACUAUGGGAUGUAG
Messenger RNA from Meloidogyne enterolobii, 257 nucleotides. The record is from the annotation of a GenBank genome assembly. NCBI's taxonomy places the organism in Eukaryota, Metazoa, Nematoda, Chromadorea, Rhabditida, Meloidogynidae.